AUGAAUUUGGACUGCAAAAAACGCUGUAAAAUUACUUUCCUUUUUGUAAUUCAUAAUUAUGGGAGGUUUACAAUUGGUUUGAUGGGGAAUGUAUAGAAAUUUUUCAAUUUAACUUAAACUAGAGUGUUUGGACAAUUGAUUAUGUAAUAAUUAUAGUAAUUACAUAAAAAUAUGAAAUAAUCGGAUUAAUAAAAGACUCAUGUUUCUAGAUCGAUGAGUUAGCAUCUACUGACGGAGUAAGAUAUAAAGAAGAUCUUUCCAUAUACUUAAAGUAUUCAUAAUAGGUAUUUGGAAUAAAAUAGAAUGGAAAGCAUACGGGAUUAAUUAAAUAAUUAGUAGUAACAAUCAAUCUCCAUUCACAUUAAGGAUCUCAUAGUCAAGUAAUGAUGUGAUAAUAUUUAAUUCUAAAUAGAGACAAAUUGAAACCUCGAUUAUUAUAGCCUUUGACAAUGUUGGAUGAAAGUUGUAAUAGAGGAGUUAAAAGAAUGAAGAAACUAUUAUAUCAUGAUUCUCAAAAUGUCAACCUCCAUAAUAUCAAUCAAAGAAGAGAAAUGGUUUAGUUGGCAUAAUGGUUGGACAUGAUGGUCCAAUAGGUCCAUUCAUAAAAAUUAACAGAUUAUUAAGAAUAUUAUAACAAAUUGGAAAUAGUCUUCCAAGGUUCGGUAUUAGAGUUAGAAAGACAGAUAUCAAUUGUGGGAUUUGAAUUCGGAUAAUUUUUGAAGAAAUUAUGGGAAGCUUUCACAGAAGAAGUCUAAAAAAUCAUUUUGGGAUUGCAACAAAGAAAUCAGCAAAUUGAAUAGAAAUGUUUGGAGGACAUAAACUAAUUGCAUAAGAAUUAUCAAGAAGCAAUUGAAAAAUAGGCAGAGUCAAUGAGGAUGAUGAAGGAAGAGGCAUUGGCAGUUUAAAAUUCAAUUGUAAAAAUGAAGAAGGAAAAUGUAUAUUUAAGAAAGAAAGAUAAAAGAAGAGAAGAACAAUUGCAUGAAAUAAUGAGUGAAUUUUGGGAAUAGAAUUUACAAUUAAUUGAAUAUUAAGGAAUAGAAAAAUUUCAUAAGUAGGCUCAAACUGCUGAAGAGAUGGAUCUCGUUUUAUAAUAGAAGGAUAUGUUUGAAUUCUUUAAAUAAAAGUUUGAAGUGCAUAAAAAGGAUAUUGAAAAUUAAUAUAAGUAUUAUAUUGUAUCAUUAUUCUAGGAUUCUUACCUUAUAGGAUGAAUAUUAUGAUGGAUCAACUCACUUGAUUAUUACUGAAUCUUCUGUUGACACAAGCGAUUUAAUUAAAACAAAAGUAUAAAGUGAAGACACAUCAGAAUAUUUUACUUAUGUGAGUACCUCAACUCAGACUCCAAAAUAAGCAAAGAAAAUAGAUGAAGAAAUAUAGGUUUAGCCCUGCCAAGGAAAUCAAGAAUCACAAGUCAAUUCAACAUAAUUAAGAAAAGAGAGAGUGCCACGAAAUUAAACAGAAUCAAAGUUAUUCAGAAGGGCAAGAUUCCCUUUAUCUGAGAUUAUUUAAGAGUAUAGUGCUCUGUAUUUCCCUGAGUAAGAAUUAAGUAGCAAUGAUCCUUAAUUUAUUGUUAUUAUGGCUGAUCAAAUUACCUAAUUAAAGGAUAGAAUUGAGGAUCUAUUGACUGUAUUAAAUUUGAGAGGGGAUAAUUCAAGUGAAGACAUUUUUGCAAUCAAAUAAUAUUUACUUUAAAAUUAUGGCAAUUUCAACUUUUAUUUUAAUGUAAAUAAUUUUAUAUUAUAUAAUUUAGUAAUGUUGGAAUGUGUUAUAAACACAAAUCUCGGUUGUUAUGGAUGCUAAAAUAGAUAAAGAAGAAAUGGAACUUGAAAUGAAAGAAAUCGAAAAUAAAUUUAAUGAAAAUGUUGCAUUGUUCAAGAAAUACCAUAAUAGAGCUAAGGAAAAAGAAACUAUUGUAAAAUUUUAUAAUAAUAUAAGUCUAAAUUUUAUGAAGACUCUUUAAUUAAGGUCAUCAGGUAUGCCCCAUAAUUUUUAAUUAAUCAAAUUAAAGAGUAAGCCAAUGUGUAUGGAGUGUUAGAAAAUGUUGAAUUUAAGGAAUUUAAACGAAGACAAGGCACUAAUAUUGAUCCUAAACAAUAAUCAUAACUAUCCAUUAAAGAUUUAGACUCACCUACCAAAUCUCCUAAUAAAACCUUAACAAAUAUCAAUAUUUCUAAGCCUCUGAUGAAAAUUUAGAAAAUUCCAAGUCAGAUUGAGAUCUCGAGUAAAGAAGAUGAUGACGUAUACAAAAGCGAUUCAUCCAAAGAAGGUUCUGGAGAAGAAAGUGAUGUUUCUUUUAGUUAAAUUAAAUUGGAUUUCAAGCAAAGCAAACCUAAGUUAACAAUAGAAAAGAAAUUAAGAAUAUCCACUUGUCCAGUAAAAUCUGCCUCAUAUGCUACGAAUUUAUUAAAAUAAAGUAAUAUUAUUAGUUUAAUAUCUAUAGUGUUAUCUAAAUUCAAUAUUAAUUAUAGAACUGGAUUAUACUAAUUAAGUACUAUCCUCUAAAAUUAUAAUGAAUUAAUUAUGAAAAUCCCAAAUACAAUUUAAAAUACUCCUCUUCAUGUUCAUAUGUACGAGAACAUUGUUGCACAUUAUGGUUAGUCAUAAUUUAGUGAUGCAAAUAGAUACAAAAGAACUAUUCGAAGCUUCUUAUUUUUUGAAACCAAAAGCAGUACUUGCUAAUUAGUUGUCAAAUUUUUAAAAGCAGAAUAUGAUAUCUAAGAUCUCAAUUUAUAUCUCUAAAUAGUUUAAUCAUUAUAAGAAUAUCCAAAUGUUUCAUAUUCAAAAUUCAUUGAUACACUACUUAAAUGGUUUUCAGAUAAUAAGUACUCGUAAAGUGAAAUUGAUAAUAUUAUAUAUGAUAUUUCAACUUCAGAAGUUGCUUAUAUGUAGAGUUAAUAAGGACCAUGUGAUUAUGAUAUCUUGAUGUACUAGUUUUUGGAAAUAUUUUAAAAAUACAAAAAUCGUACUUCUAUCAAGUAUAAGCAUCUGUACACUGCUGUAGAUCUAAUGAAUAAAGGUAGUAUUGACUUUUCUUAAUGGAAUUUUUUGUAUGAAGUAUUGUGUUGCAUCAACUAUUCAUUUUCCAUCAGACUAUUUUAUUAAGAAGCAGAUUACUGUGGGGAUAGCGGAAAGAUGAUGUCAAAAUAAAGAUUUACUUUGGUUUGUGAUGAGUUAAAGAUAUUUUAGGAGGAUGAUCAAAUUAAGUUAUUAGAUAGAGAGACCUAUUUUACAAUCAGGGAGAAGAUCAAUACUUCAUGGAUGAGAGAAAAGAUAGUGAUGAAAAUGUCAUUUAUUAAAGCAAACAAGGUAAGAAUUCUUUCUAAACUAAUAGUAUAAUAAAUUUAUAAAGAGUAUUUUUGCAGCAAUCGAUACAUUUGUUUAAAAUCCAAAGAACUGUUAAUUUGAAGCAGAGACUAUUUGUUAUAUGUAUAAGCUAUUAUAAAAAACCUGGAAGCCCUAGUUCUUAGAAUCGUAAUUAAAUAUAGGCAUACCAGUCGAAAUUUCGUUAAUAAACACUACUUACAGAAGAAUGGAACUCAAAAUUCUCAACAAAGAUUGA
This is a messenger RNA of Paramecium octaurelia, 3556 nucleotides long. The record is from the annotation of a GenBank genome assembly. NCBI's taxonomy places the organism in Eukaryota, Ciliophora, Oligohymenophorea, Peniculida, Parameciidae.